AUGUCGCUGGGUCAGCGUCGCUCAUCUCGUCUGCUGCAGCACUCCCUCAGCAACAGCAACAGCACCAACAUCCACAAGAUUGCCAAUACUGCUCCCUCCCAUCACAACGACAGCUACUCCGCCCUGUCUCAUCCGCGACCUUACGCCCUGGACACGGAUGUGCAUCCAUCUCCUUUUGCCAACAUGAACGUCGACUAUGAUCCGACGGAGGGCGCUGGCGGACUGUCCGUUAGCUCCUACGACAGCAUCGACGAUGACCGUAGCCCUGUUGAUGUCAGAGGAUAUCCAUACCGUGAUCAAAUGCUCCCAUAUUCCACUCACUCUCUGUAUCCUCCUAUUCCGUAUACCACCGAUGAAAUCGGCCAUGCGUCGGGAGCUCUCACUCCGUCUGACGUGUCCUCUUCCAUCUCCCCCCCGAAUGGCCAGGUCGGAAACACCAAGUAUAGUACCGCCGUCUCCGGGGAUCGCAUCGCCUCCGCCUUGAGUCAAGAGGAGCAAGCACGCCGCGCAGCAGAAGAAGACCGUCGGCGUCGAAAUACGGCGGCCAGCGCACGCUUCCGCAUGAAGAAGAAACAGCGCGAACAGACACUGGAACGAACCGUCAGAGAAACCACUGAGAGAAACGCUGCGCUGGAAGCCCGCGUCGCCCAGCUGGAAAUGGAGAAUCGGUGGCUGAAGAACCUCGUAACCGAGAAACACGAAGCCUCUGCCGCCCGCAUGGCCCUACCUCCCGAGGACAACCGCGAAAUGAAUCGGAGAAUCAACAGCAUUCCGGGUAGCGGACAAAAGCAUAUCCAACCAAAAAAGAAGGGUGUCGGAACGAACCCUUAA
Molecule: messenger RNA, 831 nt
Organism: Monascus purpureus
Lineage: Eukaryota; Fungi; Ascomycota; Eurotiomycetes; Eurotiales; Aspergillaceae
Source: the annotation of a GenBank genome assembly